Molecule: messenger RNA, 222 nt
Organism: Sphenostylis stenocarpa
Lineage: Eukaryota; Viridiplantae; Streptophyta; Magnoliopsida; Fabales; Fabaceae
Source: the annotation of a GenBank genome assembly
AUGGCCUCAUGGAAGAAGACCAUUGCCACCCCUUUCAAAAAGGCGUGCACUUUCUUUAACCAGCAACCCCCGAGGGACCAUAAGAAGUCUCAAACAGAGCAAGAGAACCGGAUUAUGGAUCUGCAAGGUGAAGUCAUGGCAUGUGGCUAUGAAGAUGUUCAAGUUAUGUGGUCAAUUCUUGACAAGUCAAAAUCUUCAGCCUGCAAUAUAACAUCAUCAUGA